AGCGGGCGUAUCUCGUCACUUGGAGCUCGUGAGCGUGCGCUGCUUCCAUCAGUCUAGGUCCGACAUGGCAGCGCGGUCCUUGUGGGCGGUCCGGCGGCGGGUGCAGCACCUUUUGGCCUCGCGUGCCACGUCCGAUGGCAGGGGAUGUCUGCAUCCUUUCAGCACUGCCACGCAGAGCACCGCUGGUGAGGACUGCAGUUCUGAGGAUCCUCCUGAUGACCUUGGGCCCUCUCUUGCAGAAAGAGCCUUAAAGCUAAAAGCUGUUAGACUGGAGAAGGAAGUCCAGGAUUUAACAGUGAGAUACCAGAGAGCUAUAGCUGAUGGUGAAAACAUAAGAAGGCGAACCCAGAGAUGUGUAGAAGACGCCAAGAUAUUUGGAAUUCAGAGUUUCUGUAAGGACUUGGUAGAGGUGGCAGACAUUUUGGAGAAGACUACAGAGUGCAUUUCCGAAGGAACAGAGCUUGGAGACCAGAAGCUUACUCUAGAGAAGAUCUUCCGAGGGUUGUCACUUUUAGAAGCAAAGCUGAAAAGUGUGUUUGCCAAGCAUGGCCUGGAGAAGAUGACCCCCGUGGGUGAUAAAUACGACCCUCAUGAGCAUGAACUGAUCUGUCAUGUGCCGGCUGGUGUGGGGGUGCAGCCUGGCACGGUGGCGUUAGUAAGGCAAGAUGGCUACAAGCUUCACGGCCGCACCAUUAGACUUGCCCAGGUGGAAGUGGCAGUGGAGUCCCAGAGAAGACUGUGAACGGGCCAUGAGGAACUGAAUGUUCUUCAGAGUGCAGUCGCCUGUGUUUCCUUUAUUUAUUAAACUAGGUUUGUAUUGUACAUGAGCUACUUCAUGUGAUCUGUUUUGGAUUUAGUCAUAUUGGCUUUAUUUCUAAGAUACUGUAUUGAUUUAAUGUGACCUCUUUGGUCUCAUCAGAAGUCUUGCCAUUGGGCAUUUGAACAAUGUGACAAGUGUUCCUAUGGCCUUUAUCAAAAUAUGUUUAAGAAAAUUAUUUUUAAAUUAGUACUCUGGUGACUUUCAAUCCAAAAUCUUUUCAAAAGGUGGAAAUGAGUGUGUGUGUGUGUGUGUG
Molecule: messenger RNA, 1073 nt
Organism: Pteronotus mesoamericanus
Lineage: Eukaryota; Metazoa; Chordata; Mammalia; Chiroptera; Mormoopidae
Gene: GRPEL2
Product: GrpE like 2, mitochondrial
Exons: 4
Coding region: 65-742 (225 amino acids)
Biological process (GO): protein folding; protein import into mitochondrial matrix
Cellular component (GO): PAM complex, Tim23 associated import motor
Molecular function (GO): adenyl-nucleotide exchange factor activity; protein-folding chaperone binding; protein homodimerization activity
Source: RefSeq, a predicted model, not a curated record